AUCGUGAGGUAGGAAAAACAAAUCAGGUGUUAAAAUAUUUAUUAAUUCCGAUUAAUUGGCGUUUGACGUAAACUAUAGUAAAGUAAAGGUAUGUUUUAUGUCCUAUAUCCGCAAUGGAAACCAUAUAAAAUCCCUAGAUUUCACAAAGUUUCCAAAUUUCAAAACAUCAAGGAUCGGGUCAAGAUGAACAUUUUCAAAUUUAGUUUAAUUCUGUUACUUGUAUGUUCAACUACUGCUAGACGAAAACGACAUGCUCAUCGAUGCCGUGAAGAAGUUGAUCUCGAAAAAUGCGAAUAUAACCUGUCAAUGCAUGGUUUCGACCACUAUCUGAAUCAAAGUGAAGUUGGAUAUGAUGAUAUACUUUGUAUGAUUAAAUGGUUACGUGAUCAUAUGGGAAUCCAUAUUCCACAACGACGUUUGUGAUGGACCUCCAAAUGAACAAACGAAUUGUCUAUUCGUAAUUGGUGCUAUCCUGUAGAAGUUAUAAAAUGCCAAAUGACUUUAUUGUUGAUCUCAUGUAUAUUUAAGUUAUAUAUUUAUUAUUUGUUAUGUUUCUGAUUAAAAGUGGUUUCUCA
This is a messenger RNA of Mytilus trossulus (common blue mussel), 575 nucleotides long. RefSeq lists its product as uncharacterized. The record is from RefSeq and is a predicted model, not a curated record. Bases 91 to 423 code for a protein of 110 amino acids. The transcript has 3 exons. NCBI's taxonomy places the organism in Eukaryota, Metazoa, Mollusca, Bivalvia, Mytilida, Mytilidae.